Molecule: messenger RNA, 2673 nt
Organism: Scleropages formosus (Asian bonytongue)
Lineage: Eukaryota; Metazoa; Chordata; Actinopteri; Osteoglossiformes; Osteoglossidae
Gene: exoc7
Product: exocyst complex component 7
Exons: 22
Coding region: 324-2498 (724 amino acids)
Biological process (GO): exocytosis
Cellular component (GO): exocyst
Molecular function (GO): phosphatidylinositol-4,5-bisphosphate binding
Source: RefSeq, a predicted model, not a curated record
AUUGUAACGCUUGACGUCAAAAAAAGCAUUUUUACGAAGUUUCAGGUAUAAAUAAAUCCGACGACUGAAGCGGGCAGUUUUCAGUCUGCGUAGUUUUAAACUUUUAAUGUUUAAAUGUCCAUUAUGAGUCCAUCCAGGCCACAACAAAAAUGGCGCCCGAACAUGACCGGCGUGGAUCGGAAGCGGAAGAGUGGCUCGGUUCACAAGACUUCCUGUGGUUUCGUUCUGGGCUGGGUCCGUGUUGAGGCUUUGUAGGGAAGAGAUACAUUGUAACUGUUCGGAUUGUCAAAGAAAGUAUCGCGGAGUCGGCGGCGAACGGCAGGAUGAUCCCGACUGAGGACGCGUCCGCCAGGAAGCGGGAGAUUGAGGAGAAGCUGAAGCAGGAGCAAGACACCCUGUCAUUCAUACGGGACAACCUAGAGAAGAGCAACCAGCUGACCAAAGGCAUGGUGUCGAUCCUGUCGUCGUUCGAGACACGGCUGGUGCACCUCGAGGAGCGCAUCAUCCCCGUGCACAAGCAGACGGAGAACCUGCAGAGGCUGCAGGAGAAUGUGGACAAGACCCUGUCCUGCCUGGAUCACGUCAUCAGCUACUACCACGUGGCCAAGGAGACUGACAAGAUCAUCAAAGAGGGACCUGCUGGCCGUCUGGACGAGUACCUGGCCUGCAUUGCAAAGAUCCAGAAAGCGGUGGAGUACUUCCAGGACAACAAUCCUGACAGCCCAGAGCUGAACACAGUGAAAGCGCGCUUCGAGAAGGGGAAGGAGCUGCUGGAAGCAGAGUUUCGGAGUCUGCUCACACGCUACAGCAAGCCGGUUCCGCCCAUCCUGAUCCUGGAUGCCAUUGGCGUGGAUGACGACCUGGAAGUGCAGGAGGAAGUCACGCUGGAGCAUCUUCCCGAGGCCGUGCUCCAGGACAUCAUCUGCAUCGCUGGCUGGCUGGUGGAAUACGGCCGCAACCAGGACUUCAUGAACGUGUACUACCAGAUCCGUUCCAGCCAGCUGGACCGCUCCAUCAAAGGCCUGAAGGAGCACUUCCGCAAAAGCAGCAGCUCCUCCGGGGUCCUCUACUCUCCCGCUGUCCAGAACAAGCGCAAGGACACUCCCACCAAGAAGCCGCCAAAGAGACCAGUGUACAUCCCAGGGACGAUCCGUAAGGCUCAGAACCUACUGAAACAGUACUCUCAGCAUGGGCUGGAUGGGAAAAAGGGGGGCUCUAACCUGUCUCCUUUGGAAGGUCACGAUCACGACCUGCGGGUCAAACACCUCACUGACGUCCUGAACGAGAAGCACGGGGUGACUGCAGGGAAGGAUGACAUGCUGGACAUCGAGAUCGACUCCUACAUCCACUGCAUCAGCGCCUUCGUGAAGCUCGCCCAGAGCGAGUACUCUCUGCUGACCGAGAUCAUCCCCGAGCACCACCAAAAGAAGACCUUCGACUCCCUCAUCCAGGAGGCUCUGGACAACCUGAUGCUGGAGGGCGAGAGCAUCGUUUCGGCCGCCAGACGCGCCAUCAUGCGGCACGACUACUCGGCCGUCCUCACCAUCUUCCCCAUCCUGCGGCACCUGAAGCAAACCAAGCCGGAGUUCGACAGCACGCUGCAGGGCACUGCAGCCAGCACGAAGAACAAGCUUCCCGCGUUGAUCACCUCCAUGGAGACCAUCGGAGCCAAAGCCCUCGAAGAGUUCGCCGACAGCAUCAAGAAUGACCCGGACAAGGAGUACAACAUGCCAAAGGAUGGAACGGUUCACGAGCUGACCAGCAAUGCCAUCCUCUUCCUGCAGCAGUUGCUGGACUUCCAGGAAACAGCAGGGGCCAUGCUGGCAUCCCAAGUCCUUGGGGAUACUUACAAUAUACCUUUAGACCCCCGAGAGACCAGCUCUUCCGCCAGCAGCUACAGUUCUGAAUUCAGCCGAAGACUUCUGAGCACCUACAUCUGCAAGGUGCUGGGGAACCUGCAGCUGAACCUGCUCAGCAAGUCCAAGGUGUAUGAAGACCCUGCCUUGAGUGCCAUCUUCCUCCACAAUAACUACAACUACACCCUGAAGUCCCUGGAGAAGUCCGAGUUGAUCCAGCUCGUGGCCGUCACACAGAAAAAGCCAGAAAAUGUGUAUCGGGAGCUGAUUGAGAGAGAGAUUCAGACGUAUCAGCGGAGCUGGCUUCGGGUCACAGAGUAUCUGACAGACCGGAAUAUGCCCCCCUUUCAGCAAGGCGCCAAGCUGAAAGAUAAAGAGCGGCAGAUGAUCAAAGAUAAGUUCAAGGGUUUUAAUGAUGGGCUCGAGGAGCUGUGCAAGAUCCAGAAGGGGUGGGCCAUUCCGGACAAGGAGCAGCGUGACGCCAUUCGCCAGGCCCAGAAGAAGGUGGUGUCCCAGGCUUACAGAGACUUUCUGAGCAGGUAUGCCAACAUCUCAUUCACCAAAAACCCAGAGAAGUACAACAAGUACAGGCCAGAGCAGGUCGAGGAGAUGAUCGAGAAGCUGUUUGAUACUUCGGCCUGAGACCUUCUCCUUGUCGGGCUUCCCCCAAGUUCCCGCACACACACCUGUCUCCGCAUUAUUUGUCUUGUGCCUGGUGGCUUUGCCACUUGGGAAGCACUCUUUCCCCCCCCCGUUUUUGUAUAAAUAUUUAUGUAUUAUUCACACUCUGCUUGAGACUGUGAUCCAAUAAAUAACU